UUUGAGACCUGACGCGAGAGAAAGACACUUCGAGAAAGCGGGAGGGAAUUGAAGGAUUUGCCUCCCCGCCCCCUUCCCUAGGUGGCCGAGAGAUCGCGCUGGCUGGAAGGGCGCAGCCCCUCGCCCGGCGCUCACUCAGCAGUCAGGGAGGCGAGAAAGCGGCCCCCGAGGCGGAGCCUCCGUCCUGCCCCCGGGUAUCGCUGCCCCCACCUGGGGGAGAGAGGCGGGCGCCGCGCUGCCCUCCCUCUCCGCCCCCGCCGCGUGGCUUGCGGCUUAUUUUCCCAGCUGGCAAGCGUCGCGCUGCAGACAAGGGAAUGCCUGUGGUCCUGCGUGCUCCAGAACUCGGGGGCCCCCUGAUCCCGUCAAGCCCCCUCCAGGAUCGGAAGGGUUAAGAAUGAUGAGGAAGAAGAGGAAGCGAGGUGCGUCCCACGGUCCAUGCCGCGGCCACAGCCACGAGCCCGACACGGCGCCCGCGCCGCCGCCCUCGCCGGAGCUCACGAGACCUGCAUGGACGGGCAUGGGCUUGAGAGCAGCACCUUCCUGCGCCGCUGCCGCCGCCUCCGCUGCUGCCGCCGGGGCUGAGCAGCGCCGCCGACCCCAACUCUGCCCGCCGCCCCUGGCGUUGCUGCUGCUGCUGCUGCUCAGCCUCGGGCUGCUCCACGCAGGUGACUGCCAACAGCCGGCCCAGUGUCGAAUCCAGAAAUGUACCACGGACUUUGUGUCUCUAACUUCACACCUGAACUCUGCUGUUGACGGUUUUGACUCGGAGUUUUGCAAGGCUCUGCGCGCCUAUGCUGGCUGCACCCAGCGGACUUCAAAAGCCUGCCGUGGUAACCUGGUGUACCAUUCUGCUGUGCUGGGUAUCAGUGACCUCAUGAGCCAGAGGAACUGUUCUAAGGAUGGACCCACAUCUUCUACCAACCCUGAAGUGACCCAUGACCCUUGUAACUAUCACAGCCACGCAGGAGCCAGAGAACACAGGGGAGGGGAUCUGAACCCUCCUAGUUACCUUUUUUGUGGCUUGUUUGGAGAUCCUCACCUUAGAACUUUCAAGGAUCACUUUCAGACGUGCAAAGUGGAAGGAGCCUGGCCACUCAUAGAUAAUAAUUAUCUUUCAGUUCAAGUGACGAAUGUGCCUGUGGUCCCUGGAUCCAGUGCUACCGCUACAAAUAAGAUAACCAUCAUCUUCAAAGCUCACCGGGAGUGUACAGAGCAGAAAGUGUACCAAGCUGUGACCGAUGACCUGCCAGCGGCCUUUGUGGAUGGCAGCACCAGCGGCGGGGCUGGCGACCCCAGGAGCCUGCUGAUCGUGGAGAGGGAGAGUGGCCGCUCUGUGGAGAUGCACGCCCGCUACAUCGGGACCACGGUGUUCGUGCGGCAGCUGGGCCGCUACCUGACGCUCGCCAUCCGCAUGCCCGAGGCCCUGGCCAUGUCCUACGAGGAAAGCCAGGACUUGCAGCUGUGUGUCAACGGCUGCCCCCUGAGCGAGCGCAUCGAUGACGGGCAGGGCCAGGUGUCUGCCAUCCUGGGGCCCAGCGCGCCUCGCACCUCUCUGGCACCAGCCUGGCCGGGCUACACCCUGGAGGCUGCCAGUGCUCAGUGCCACGAGAGGAUGCCCGUGAAGGACAUCUAUUUCCAGUCCUGCGUCUUCGACCUGCUCACCACUGGGGACGCCAACUUCACAGCCGCUGCGCACAGUGCCUUGGGGGACGUGGAGGCUCUGCACCCGCGCCGCGAGCGCUGGCACAUUUUCCCCAGCGGCAGCCGGGGGGUGCCCCACGGAGGCAGCCCCGGGGCUGUCGCUCUCGGACUCCCAUGCUUGAUCCUCGUUGUGUUUUUGUAGGGGGCGUCUUGUGUUUUUUUUAUUUCUUGUCUAUAACAGAAUUUUAAAAUAUAUAUUGUCAUAAUAUAUUGAGUAAGAGAGUGUGUGUGUGUAUAUAUAUAUAUAUAUACACACACACACCAUGUAUAUGACAGGGUGUGUGUCCGGGGACCCCCACCAGAGUGUACAUAUUGUGUUCGACUGUCUUCGUGGAUGUUGGAUGUAGUGUUCUUUGUAUGGAUUUUUGUUUUGCCGUUUUGUGAAAUAUUUUAUAACGUCCCUGCCUGGGGACCUGUUAGAAAGCACUUUAUUUUUUAUAUAUUAAAUAUUUAUGUGUGUACCUGGU
Messenger RNA from Odobenus rosmarus divergens (Pacific walrus), 2168 nucleotides. It is a transcript of the gene RGMB, whose product is annotated as RGM domain family, member B. Bases 395 to 1843 code for a protein of 482 amino acids. Gene Ontology annotation, cellular component: plasma membrane. The transcript has 5 exons. Gene Ontology annotation, biological process: BMP signaling pathway. Lineage: Eukaryota; Metazoa; Chordata; Mammalia; Carnivora; Odobenidae. The record is from RefSeq and is a predicted model, not a curated record. Gene Ontology annotation, molecular function: coreceptor activity.